Molecule: messenger RNA, 498 nt
Organism: Corylus avellana
Lineage: Eukaryota; Viridiplantae; Streptophyta; Magnoliopsida; Fagales; Betulaceae
Product: auxin-responsive protein SAUR24-like
Biological process (GO): response to auxin
Source: RefSeq, a predicted model, not a curated record
AUACCCAAACACAAGUCUUCAAAUCCUCUGCCCCCUUUUAGUUUCUGAUCUUCACUAUCUUUCCCAGAAACAACAUACAUAUAAAGCAAUGGCUAUUCGCUUGCCCGGUAUUACAAAUGCUAAGAACAUUCUCCGCGGAUCAAACUCAUUUGCAAAGAAAGCAACUUCAGCAUUUAUGGAUGUUCCAAAAGGCCACCUUGCUAUAUAUGUUGGAGAGAGCCAAAAGAAGCGGUUUGUCGUUCCAGUAUCAUUUCUAAACCACUCUUCAUUCCAAGAAUUGCUAGGCAAGGCUGAGGAAGAAUUUGGAUUUGAUCAUCCAAUGGGUGGCCUCACAAUCCCCUGCAGUGAAGACAUCUUCAUUCAUCUCACUUCUCGCUUACAUGAGUUGUUGUAAUACAUAAACAAGCAGUGCCAAUUUUGUAAAUCCGUGUAUAUUCUUCAUUUUUUUUAACAGAAGAAGAGAUGGGGUUUGACUACCUACCCUGAUUUUUUCUAAUC